AUACGUUGUAUAUGUUCGCCCUGGCCGCCGCCGCUUCCGCCGCCGCCCCGCUUGAGUCCGUCGACGGCGCGGCCUUCUUCGAGCCCUUCAGCAGCGACUGGGAGUCGCGGUGGCUCGUCUCCAAGGACGCCGACUUCCAGGGCACGUGGAUCCACGAGGCGUACACGGAGCCCGAGGGCACGCCCGGAGACAAGGGCCUGAUGGUGGGCAACGAGGCGAAGAAGCACGCGGUGUCGCACCUGUUCAAGGAGCCGAUCGACCCCAAGGGCACGGGCCUGGUCGUGCAGUACGAGCUGCACAUGAAGAAGGACCUCAAGUGCGGCGGCGCGUACCUCAAGCUGCUCACCGCGUCCGAGGAGCUCGACCACGACGGCUUCAAGGCGGAGACGCCGUACACGAUCAUGUUCGGGCCGGACAAGUGCGGCGGCACCAACAAGGUGCACUUCAUCCUCCGCCACAAGAGCCCGGCGACCGGCGAGUGGGAGGAGAAGCACCUCAAGAAGGCGCCCACGCCGCUGCUCGCCGUCGGGGAGACGCACCUGUACACGGCGAUCGUGGGCGCCGACAACACGGUGACGCUGCUGAUCGACAACGAGGAGAAGGUCAAGGCCUCGCUCCUCGAGUCGGACGACUUCACGCCGCCCGUCAACCCGCCCAAGGAGAUUGACGACCCCGACGACAAGAAGCCCGACGACUGGGUGGACACGGCCAAGAUCGACGACCCGGAGGCGAGCAAGCCGGACGACUGGGACGAGGACGCGCCGAUGAUGAUUGAGGACCCAAAGGCGGGCGGCGCCGCGGAGAAGCCCGAGAGCUGGCUCGACGACGCGCCGCUGCAGGUCCCCGACCCGGAGGCGGAGCCUCCCGACGACUGGGACGAGGAGGAGGACGGGGAGUGGGAGGCGCCGAUCGCGCCGCAGAUCCGGAACCCCGACUACAAGGGCAAGUGGACCGCGCCAAAGGUGGACAACCCAGAGUACAAGGGCGUGUGGAAGCCCAAGCAGAUUGCAAACCCGGGCUACUUCAGCGACGAGCAGCCGCACGCGAUGGCGCCGAUCGGCGGCAUCGGCAUCGAGCUGUGGACGAUGCAGGACGGCGCGCUGUUCGACAACAUACUCAUCUCGACGGACCCCGCGCCGGCCAAGAUUGCGGCGGAGGCCUUCGCGGCGCGCUCCGAGGCGGAGAAGGCGGCCAAGAAGGCGAAGCAGGAGGCCGCCGAGGCGGAGAGGAAGGCCAAGGAGGAGGAGAGGAAGGCCAAGGAGGCCAAGGAGGAGGAGGAGGCCAAGGAGAAGGCCAAGGCCGAGGCCGAGGAGGCCAAGGAGAACCCGGAGAAGGACGAGAUCUGACCGCCUUGUGGCCGCAGGCCGCGGACGCGGCGGCAGCCUCCCGCGAGCGUGGUCUCUGCGGGCGCGGCAGAGGCCAGAGCGCAUCCGACCCCUUAGCUUUAGGCAGCGUGUGUGUGUGUACGUGUGUACGUGUGCAGCGGUGGGAGGGGCUGCGCAUGGCUCCGCGGUGCGCGGCGCUGGCGAGAGCAGGUGUCCCGGCAACCCGAGCAGCCCCGCCGCAAGAGAGCGAUGUCUCGUUUCGAUGUAUUAGCACCGACUUCCCGAAUGAUCACGGUUGAUCAGAGGGCAGAUUUGGAGAGAUCUCGAGGAGUACACACAGAUAGACCCUCCAA
This is a messenger RNA of Emiliania huxleyi CCMP1516, 1678 nucleotides long. RefSeq names its product Calnexin. Bases 12 to 1346 code for a protein of 444 amino acids. The record is from RefSeq and is a predicted model, not a curated record. Gene Ontology annotation, molecular function: calcium ion binding. Gene Ontology annotation, biological process: protein folding. The transcript is spliced from 4 exons. Gene Ontology annotation, cellular component: endoplasmic reticulum; endoplasmic reticulum membrane. NCBI's taxonomy places the organism in Eukaryota, Haptophyta, Isochrysidales, Noelaerhabdaceae.